AUGUCCUCCAACGUCGGUCUCACAACUCCAAGAGGCUCUGGUACCUCAGGCUACGUCCAACGCAAUCUCUCCCAUCUCAAACCCCGUGACAAUUUUGCGCCAUAUCCCAAGGACUACGACUUGCUGAAGCACCGACAGCGCAAGCCUGACAAGGAGAUAUUGGAUCACGAUAGGUUGCGGGAGGUGGAGGUCAAGGUGUAUGACCUAAGGGAUAAGCUUGAGGAUGAGGGUGUUGACGAAGAAGAAAUUGAGCUCCAAACCUCCGCCCUACGCCAGAAACUUAGCUCCUUAGCCCCCUCUGACUCGAGAUCGGAUCGCAAAGGACAAUUCAAACCACAUCAGGUACACGAGCUGGCGCAGGCGAAGAUAGAAGAGAGCGAGAAGCUAAGGAAGGCGUUGGGGAUAAGUGCGAACUAUGAAGAAGGAUCGCAUUGGAAGAAACAAGAGGAGAGACUGAGGGACGGCUUGGGCGAGAAAGAGCGGGAUAGGUGA
Letharia columbiana is the source of this 492-nucleotide messenger RNA. RefSeq lists its product as uncharacterized. Lineage: Eukaryota; Fungi; Ascomycota; Lecanoromycetes; Lecanorales; Parmeliaceae. The transcript has 2 exons. Bases 1 to 492 code for a protein of 163 amino acids. The record is from RefSeq and is a predicted model, not a curated record.